Messenger RNA from Abrus precatorius (Indian licorice), 540 nucleotides. RefSeq names its product zinc finger protein 10-like. The transcript has a single exon. NCBI's taxonomy places the organism in Eukaryota, Viridiplantae, Streptophyta, Magnoliopsida, Fabales, Fabaceae. The record is from RefSeq and is a predicted model, not a curated record. The coding region runs from base 1 to 540 and encodes 179 amino acids.
AUGUCUUAUUUCUAUUUCCCCUUUACUUGCCAAAAAAAGAUGGACUUCAAUACCCAAAACUCUAACAAAUCUGAGAUAAGGUGGAAUUCAGAUGAUCAAGGUGGUCAUGGACAAGUUAAAUCUUAUUCUUGUAACUUUUGCAAAAGAGGGUUCUCAAAUGCACAAGCACUAGGAGGCCACAUGAAUAUUCAUAGAAGAGAUAGAGCCAAGUUGAAGCAGUCUUGUGAAGAAAACUUGCUUUCCUUGGACAUCUCAAUCAAGACCACUAUUGAUCAUAAUGACCCUGUUAAUUUGGAAGAGAAAAUUUUGUUUGGUUUGGAUUCUGGUGAAGAGAAGCAUGCUAGGAAUCAUAAAAAGCCUUUCACUUUUCCUAACAAAGAUGAUCAUGCACACCAAAGGGCCAUGUUAGAAAUUCCUCAUAUUCCUUCAUUUGUUUUGGGGCAGAGGAUUGAAGAGAAGAAAGCUGAUUUAGACCUUGAGCUUAGGUUAGGAAUUGAGCCGCAGAAGUCACCAACAUUCAACACUCGAGCGUUCUUUUGA